GCAAUACUAGCAGACCGAACUCUCUCGCCCUCUCGUACGCGUCGCGCAUCUUCUACCAUAACCCUUUUAAAUCUGCACUUCAUACGAACAGCAAUAAUAUACCACGAGCAUCGCCCUCAACCUGCUUAUUUCUCUGCUUAACGUGCGACUUUAUGUUUAUGACUUAAGAUAUCCACUUUGCAGUCGCGUUGCCUCGUCGACAUAGCGAUAUUUGGGUUGUUGAAAUUGCACGGAGAAGAUCGGUAACCGACAAUUCUGCUGACACACGUACCUCUACCUUCUACCAUCGAUAUCGAAGCACUGGAGAUACCUCCUUCUAUAGUUACCUUUUCAGCUUCUAUAUCAUUGCUUGCGUAGAUAUACGCUUAAUCUACGAUAUCUUUUCGUCUCUGGAAUCCCAUCCGACGAAUCGUCUUCACAUCAUGGAUACUUCGCGAAAGCGUCCUAGCACCAGUGGCAGUGAGGCGAGCCAAUAUCACCAAUCUAAGCGCCAGAAGACCGUUGAUGCCGACACUCGCUCUAUUACUCCAAAUGCGACAUUAUCCGCAAAGCCAGCGUACGAGGUUGCAAGUGGCUCUAUUGUGCACAAUUUUGGAAGAGACGGCUUGAGACGUUCGAUUGGUCUGCAGCUGCAGCAUGCAGGUUUCGACAGCUCUAAGAGCGACGCCCUAGAAAGUCUCACAGAAGCCGCAGAAUCAUACAUUACUCACUUCUUAGAGACUGUCAAACGAAGUGCAAACGCAGCGCGAAGGAAUGAUCCGAUACCUCCGGACUUCGAGUACGCCCUACACAGAUUAAAGAUACCCUUAUCCGAUUUAAAGCCACACCUAAAGCACGCCGUUCCGAAAGAGGAGCUUACGCCUUCCUUCUUCAAUCCCAUCAAAGAGGACAUCCAGCAGUUUGUAAAACCUCGGCCGUUCUUAGGCGAUGAACUAUCUGGUCAGAAGGAGAAAGAGCAGCGACCCUGGAUCCCAAAGCAUUUCCCUUCAUUGCCUAGUCCUUUUGCAUACCGGUUUACUCCGUACCAUCAUGUAGUCGAUCGUAGCAAGGAGCAAGCACAGGCCGAGGCGGACGCGAGGAAGGGCGAGCGGGCGUUGCGACAGAUCAAUCGUGCUGCUAGGAUCAGCCGGCAAAAGGAGAUUAGAGCAGUCGCCCAGAAGAACUCUCUUAGUAAGGAGCGACAGGCGGCGUGGGAGAAGAUGAUGACGAGACUCCUCCCUGAAGUUGAUCCGACAAGUCUUACUCCCGAAAUUGCCGAUCAUAGCACGAUCGUCAAUUAUGGUGCUCGACAUGGUCGAAAGAGCGUACAUAAGCCCGGUCGACGAGCUCAGUUAGAGGCACCCAACGGUAAGACCUGACGUACGGUACCCGAUCUAGGCAUCUACACGAUGGAGAUGGUGACCACUUGGCCUGGAUAGGCUAUUUUCUGGUCUUUUGUAGGAAUGUUUUGGGUAAGGCAUUGCCAACACUUUUGAGUGGAUAUCACGAUCUAACUAGACAGACAGAGUUGACUAAACUAUUCGUGUGUCGUGAAUGGCA
Annulohypoxylon truncatum is the source of this 1539-nucleotide messenger RNA. Its product is annotated as Bromodomain associated-domain-containing protein. Gene Ontology annotation, molecular function: protein heterodimerization activity. The record is from RefSeq and is a predicted model, not a curated record. Gene Ontology annotation, cellular component: transcription factor TFIID complex. The transcript has 2 exons. Lineage: Eukaryota; Fungi; Ascomycota; Sordariomycetes; Xylariales; Hypoxylaceae. The coding region runs from base 423 to 1358 and encodes 311 amino acids. Gene Ontology annotation, biological process: transcription initiation at RNA polymerase II promoter.